AGGCUUCUGCAGACUGUGAAGGCUCUCCAGCAGCCGGAGGAGGAGCAGGAUGAAGGAGCUGUGAGGAGCUGAUCUCAGAUCAGAUCAGUAAACUUUCUGAUGCCUUGUCUCACUCUGGAGCUUCUUCUUCAAGACUUCCUGUCCCGCCUCCAGCCAUGAGUGACAUCUACGAGUCAGCGGCCAACUCCCUGGGCCUGUUCGACAGUCCCUGUCUGACCAAGGUGGAGCUGAGGCUCACCUGCAAGGGAAUCUCGGAUCGGGACGCCCUGUCCAAGCCCGACCCCUGCUUCGUCCUCAAGAUGAAGUCCCAUGGCCAGUGGAUGGAGGUGGACCGGACGGAGGUGAUCCGCAGCAGCGUGAACCCCACCUACUCCAAGGUCUUCACCCUGGACUUUUACUUCGAGGAGGUGCAGCGGCUGCGCCUGGAGCUGUACGACAUCAACAGCGCCCUGAAGGAGGCUGACUUCCUGGGCUCGGUGGAGUGCACGCUGGGCCAGAUCAUCUCUCAGAGGAAACUGUGCAAAGCUCUGCUCAGACCAGGAGGAACCGUGUCGAAAACCAUCAUCACGAUCUCAGCUGAGGAGCUGACGGGCAACGACGACUACAUCGAGCUGUCAUUCAGCGCCAGGAAGCUGGACGACAAGGACUUCUUCAGUAAGUCCGACCCGUUUAUGGAGAUCUACCGGCUGAACGACGACGCCACGAUGCAGCUGGUCUACCGCACCGAGACGGUGAUGAAUAAUCUGAACCCGGUGUGGAAAACCUUCAAAGUGUCUCUCAACUCGCUCUGCAGCGGAGACCACGAACGCAAGCUGCAGUGCACCGUCUGGGACUGGGACUCCAACGGGAAGCACGACUACAUCGGGGAGUUUGAGGCCACGUUCAACGAGAUGAGAGGAGCCAUCGAUGGACGACAGGUGCAGUGGCCGUGCCUCAAUCCCAAAUACAGAGUCAAAAAGAAGAACUACAAGAACUCUGGGAUCGUCAUUCUGAACCAGUGCAAGAUCAUCAAGAUGCACUCCUUCCUGGAUUACAUCAUGGGGGGCUGUCAGAUCCAGUUUACAGUGGCCAUCGACUUCACUGCGUCGAACGGCGAUCCUCGAAACAGCUGUUCGCUGCACUACAUCCACCCGUACCAGCCCAACGAGUACCUGAAGGCCCUGGUGGCUGUGGGGGAGAUCUGCCAGGACUACGACAGUGACAAAAUGUUCCCGGCGUUCGGCUUUGGCGCUCAGAUCCCUCCUGACUACAAGGUGUCCCAUGACUUUGCAGUGAAUUUUAACGAGGAAAACCCAGAGUGUGCAGGGAUCCAGGGCGUGGUGGAGGCCUACCAGGCCUGCCUCCCCAAGCUGCGGCUUUACGGACCCACCAACAUCGCCCCCAUCAUCCAGAAGGUCGCCAACUCCGCCUCACAGGAGGUCCACACCAAAGAAGCCAUGCAAUACUUCAUCCUGCUGAUCCUGACGGACGGUGUCAUCACCGACAUGGCAGACACCAGGGAGGCCAUCGUCCAGGCCUCCCACCUCCCCAUGUCCGUCAUCAUCGUGGGGAUCGGUAACGCCGACUUCAGCGACAUGCAGAUGCUGGACGGAGACGACGGGAUCCUGCGGUCCCCCAAAGGGGAACCUGUCUUCAGGGACAUUGUCCAGUUCGUCCCCUUCCGCAACUUCAAACACGUGAGUCCACCUCGACCUUCCCACAGGGCGCCAUUUAGGUCCUUUAUUGUUUGGUUUCUUUGUUUUUUUUCCAGCCUCAUUGUGAGAAGACAUUUUUGCAAGGAGCAUUCACUCAGGAGGCCGCUGUCAGCAUCACGUCUUUCUAUUAUCAGUCGAUAAAGGCCUCACGUUACCUGCAAAGAAAUAGCAGAGUUUCUAGCUAAAAAACACGAGCAGACAAAGGAGGGAACUCAUAUCUUUAAGUCAAGGUGGUUUAUUUAUGAUCAUCCUCUUCUUCUGCCUCCUCUUCGUUGUUUUAUUCCAUCCCCACAACUAAUGAGAGGGGCAGAAAGUGAUUACUUUCAAUCUUCAAAAUGCCAAAAAACUGAUUUCAACCGUUUUAAUUCAAAUUAACUGCAAUCAACUCUCUGUAGUCAACAACAACAUCAACUCCUAAUUUUGUAUCAGCAAACAGGACUCCCAAAAAAUAUGAUUUGCCAUGUUGGCUUUGCUUUUCCACAUUUAUUUAUAAUCUCUUGUUUUUCCGAGUAAAUUAAGUAAUUAUAGCAAACACAUUUAGCUGCUCACCACAACGACGCGUGGCUGCCAGAUGGUGUGUUAAUUUAAAAGAUGUCUUCCUGAUAUAAACUCAUACAGUGAUUAUUUAUAUAACGUUUAGAGCGCAGAAUAUUGGAUUCUGGACAAGAUAAUAAACCCAGAAGAGGAGAGUCUUGAAUCUGGAUGAGAGCAUAUUGGAAGUUAUUGAACAAAUUAGUUUUUCACAUUAUGGAGGGAGAUGCUUGGGCGAGGGAUGUGGGGGCAAUCCGCCAAGCAGUCCUAAGUGGGAAAUAAUGUAUUCCUGUAGAAUUCAUUUUGGUAUUUAGCCGACGUCUGACGGUCACAGACUCUACUCCCCAGGUAUGAUUCAUCUUCUCCAUUCAUUUUUACAGAUGCAUAUUUUUUUUAUAUCUUUGGAACCAGAAAUGAGGCAAUUUCUCCUCUGACGAUCAGCAGGACGGAGCGCAGAACCUCAAGCUGCUGCUAAAAAGUACAGUCCAACCAACAGAGAUCAUCUCCAACCAAAAAACAAAGGAAACAAAACACUGAGGACUGUACAGAGCUUUUCUACCCACCCCACAAAGCACUUUAACACCCAUUCACACACUGAUGACAGCAGCUACCACACACAGAGCCACCUGCCCAUCAGUGACUAACAUUCACACACAACACUCACAGCUACAGGAGCAAAGUUGGUGUUAAGUUUCUUGCCCAAGGACACAGCGACAGGCGUGAAAUCAGGACAUGGGAUCAAACCGCCGAUCCUCUGAUUGGAGGACGGCCCACUCACCCACAGUGAUGGGCCGAGGAGGCUGACCAGAAGACGCUUCACUCUAAACACCCUUCCGUUGAGUUUGAGAUGUCCUCGCAGUUGGUCAGCUCAGGAAAAAACCUCCCCUGGGGGAAUCCUGAUCGGUUUGAUUCUGAAGUAAACCGGUUUCAACCUCUUAGGGCCAAAACGUAAUCUCUUUUCAUCCUUGUCUUAUUAGAUCUAGGACUUGAUCUCAGGCUCGUGUUCGUUUAACGAGCUCCACGGGAAGACUCCAUCUCCUUUCUGAGGGAUCACCUCUGCCUCAGGCCCAGAGGUGCAGGUUCUCAAUAUCCAGAGAGAGAAACAAUCUGACCGGCGGCAUGUUGUGUUGUUGGAGUGAAAAGUUACAGUUAGACUGACACAUAAAACCGCCGUUGCCAUGGAAAAUAAAAUCCACUCUUAGCAGCCCAGUCAUGAACUGAGAAGAACCGAAGAUUUCUUUUCUUUCUUACUGUACUGUCAUCUCGCCUGUUAUUAUUGCCAUUGCUUUUCUGUUUUGUUUUUCCUACCAUGCAGAGUGCCUUGAGUAAAUGUAAAGUGGCAUACAGAUAAAAUGCACUGUUACGGUUAUUAUUAUUACUAUCAUUUAGCAUUGGAUUUACCGUUUGUCUCCUCCUCAGGCGUCUCCAGCGGCUCUGGCUAAGAGUGUGUUAGCGGAGGUUCCCAACCAGGUGGUUGACUAUUACAACAGCAAGGGCAUCAAGCCCA
Messenger RNA from Pungitius pungitius (ninespine stickleback), 3732 nucleotides. RefSeq names its product copine IVa (gene cpne4a). Bases 156 to 1835 code for a protein of 559 amino acids. Lineage: Eukaryota; Metazoa; Chordata; Actinopteri; Perciformes; Gasterosteidae. The record is from RefSeq and is a predicted model, not a curated record. The transcript is spliced from 15 exons. Gene Ontology annotation, molecular function: calcium-dependent phospholipid binding. Gene Ontology annotation, biological process: cellular response to calcium ion. Gene Ontology annotation, cellular component: plasma membrane.